Etheostoma spectabile (orangethroat darter) is the source of this 3263-nucleotide messenger RNA. Its product is annotated as CD44 antigen. Gene Ontology annotation, biological process: positive regulation of ERK1 and ERK2 cascade; inflammatory response; cell adhesion. The transcript has 8 exons. Bases 345 to 1541 code for a protein of 398 amino acids. Gene Ontology annotation, cellular component: macrophage migration inhibitory factor receptor complex; basolateral plasma membrane; plasma membrane. Gene Ontology annotation, molecular function: hyaluronic acid binding; cytokine receptor activity. The record is from RefSeq and is a predicted model, not a curated record. NCBI's taxonomy places the organism in Eukaryota, Metazoa, Chordata, Actinopteri, Perciformes, Percidae.
UGCUCACAUGAGCCACUCUUGUCGUUGUGCGCUUGUGCCUCUAGUCUCUGUGUCUUUCAGGCAGAGAAUAGAAAAGUUAGGGCAAAGUCUGAGUCAGCUCCAGCAGCUACCAGACACUCACAGCAACUCCCUCCACAGUGACAGGUUUCUUCUCUCUUUUUUUCAUUCACUCUCUCUCUCUCUUUCACACACAGACACACACACACACACACACACACACACACAUACACACAUACACACACCACCCGUCACUCCUGGCAGAGAGAAGACUGGACCAUACGAGAACCGCUACACACCUUUACUUCUAGCUACUUACCCAGCCAUCGCCAGACGCUUUGCCCAGGAUGUGGACACUUCUCUUGGGGGUCACCUUUGGAUUACUGGCCUCCUACAGGUCCGAACAACCUCAAGUGCCUACAGUGAAUUCUCGCAGCUGCAGCUAUGCUGGGGUAUUUCUUGCUGAGGGAGCAGGCCGUCACUCCCUGAACUUUCACAUGGCUCUGGAGGUGUGCGAGCAGCUGCAGAGCAUCUUGGCGAGUCCAGAACAAGUCAAGAAGGCCUACAAUAAAAACAUGGAAACAUGCAGGUACGGCUGGACCAGUAAUAUGAGCUUUGCCAUCCUCAGACACAUGCCCCAUGAAAACUGUGCAAAGAACAAGACUGGCUUCAUUAUUAAUUCACAUGUAAAUGAGACAGAACUCUUUGAUGUCUACUGCUAUGAUGAAACAGCUGGGCCUGAGAAGGACUGUAACAACACAUUUAACCGUUUAGACCCAAAAGGACACUUACCCUCAGAUGCACCAGCAGAGGGCCAGGAAGAGACCACUCCGAAAACACAACAUGAGGAUGCUUCUGGUAGUGAGGGUGUUGACCCCACGAAAGCCAUCGAGGAAGGUACAGAAAUCACCCUGUCAUCUACCACCGCUCUCAGUCUGGAGGAGCCACAGGCUUCUACAGAGUUACCUCCUGGUGAAGAAACCCCCUUUGAAGGGAGUGAGAAUGGCACUGGGGCAUUUGACCAGCCCACUGGAUCUGGGAUGAUGCCACCUGAGGAGGAAGCAUCUCCAACUGUUGCAGAGCCAGAUGAAACACAACCUCCCACCGCAAAUGAGAAACUGAAAGGGAAAAUGGAUCCAGACGGAGAUGAUGCCAGGACAGAGUCUGCACAACAACAUCCUAAUGGCAAUGGUCAGGCCAUGAGUCCGGGUGUUUCUGAGCCUGAUCAACAGGAGAAGAGCAGCUCAUCAAACUGGCUUGUAAUCAUUGGAGUGAUUGUGGCAGUUGCUGCCAUUCUUCUCGUGUGUGCAGCUGUUGCCAAAAGAAAGAGCUGGUGCGGCAAACAUCAGACCCUGAUGAUCACAUCCAAAGACAGCGGCGAAGGGAACGGGGCUGCCGCAUCAGCAUCCAGCUCCCACGCCCAGGAGAGAGAGCAGGAAAUGGUGACCCUCAUGAACAAGGAGAAGAUCCAAGAAAACGGCAACACAGAGGAGUUCACCGUCAUCACGCUAGAGGAGUCGCCAGAGAAAGAACAGCUGGCGUGAGAGAGGAGAGUGUAGAGGCAGACAGGAAAAAGUAGGUGAGGACAUAGGGAGGGAUAAAGUGAGGAGAUUUGGUAGAUUGGACGGAUGGGGGGUUGGGGCUCCAUACAUUGGGGACAAAAACUGCUUUGGUGGUCAGCACUGGAUAGACACUGGGUAAGGGUUUAGUGUGUGUAAUUUAGAAAGAUUGUCUAACUGAGGUACAAAGUAUUGUAUUGGGUGUGAAACUGUUGCCUCUCAGUGGGGACUAGGUCAUUCAAUCCAACAUGUGCAGCAUUUUGUUUGUCUGGUGCACCAGGUUAGCUAGGACUGAAUGACAGUCAAAGAGUGUCAUGCAUGGCAGUGUAUUAUGCAUUGGUGCACAGCAGGUGUUUGAAUGUGUUUUGUGUCUUUGUGUUUUUGAGUUAUAUGCUUUGGUGAUGAUAUGGGGCUGGACAGACAUGGGUUUUAAAGGGAGGGGGUGAUGAAGUGAACACAUUGAUGACAAAUGAUUCUCUUUUUUGACAGAAGUGGUAGAUCCUAUGUUGAAGGGCAUUUCAGCCUAAAUAAGAAAAAAUAAAUCAGUAAUGAGAAUUGGGCUUUUUUUAGAGGUCCUACAGACAAAAUAAUAAUAAUUUGGAGCAAAACAACCUUUGGUGUUUUCCAUGUUUUCAUGUCUUUGUUUUUUAUUGCUUAUUGUUGUAACCUUGUGUAUAUUUCAGACAUUGCCUGUGGACUGGAGUUUGGUUUUUCCAAUUUGGGGGACUUUGCUACCUUAAUUUAUGCAGUUUGGAUUCCGCUUCUCUUGGUCUUUGUAUAUAAAGUAUAUGUUUUGGAAAUGCCUUAGCAAUAGCUGCUAGUGCUUUAUGUUUUUUGGUAGAAAGGGGCUUUGUAUCCCUUCUAAAUAAAGGAAUGUGUCAUGUUUUGAGAGUUAUUUAAUUAGAAAACAGAGGUAAACAAUUCAGUGAAUGGAUUUUGAAAUAGUUGAAAGUGGAGUGGAUAUUGUAUGAAUCAAUUGGAUGUAUAGUACAGUCAGUUAUGUUAAUAUGGUAUACCUUUAUAUUGGGUUGGGAAUAUGAUGCUAUUAAGUUCCUGGUGUUAUCCUGAGGAUAAGUAGAAUGAUAAAGAUAAUGUAUACAUAAUAUAUACACAGCAUGUGCAUUGAUUAAUAAAAAAAGAAAGAGUGAAAGAAUAAAUUGGAUAAAUCCAUCAUUUUCUGAUAGCGAGAUUUAAGCUCAACCAUGACAAGUGAUUGGCAGAGGCCUAGCUUUAGAGGCUUAACUACACAGCACAUGUGAUAAUGGGGGGCCCAUGUGCUGUGAAGACAUGCAAUGUAAAGGUUUCUUCAUAAGAAAGGGGCUGUGACAACGUUGUCCAUGUGCUUCGGAGGGGGAGUGGUUUGAUGAAUGAAGCUUGCGUGCCUGACUGCCUCAUUCCCUGUAAAUUUCACACAUGUAAACAAAGUGCUGCAAUUUUCCUAUUGACCUUAUCGUUGGUGAAAUAUAUCACACAUUAUGUCAAACCAAUAUUAAUUUCUGUGAGACAGCCAAUUCUUCCUGUUUUUCUGUAUCAGCUGCAAUGCAUUCAGCGUUUGCAAACUUUUUUUUUUUUUAUCUGACGUUUUUUUCUCUUUUUGACGAGAAGUAGCAAAUGUACUAGUAUAGGCAGGUUUUAUGACACAUUUACAAAAUAUGUUGCUGAAAAGAUUUGUAAAGCCAUGAAUGAAAAUAAAUGUGUAUAGAAAGA